CGCCGACCCCAGGCCAGGGCGGCGCGCGCUCUCCCACCCGCGCCUCUGGGGAUUCGCAGACGGCAGCGAGACUGGCCGGCGCGCUGGGCAUGCUCAGUCGCCCGGCGCCGGGCUCGCGAGUAGGAAGCCUGUGCUCGGUCGCCGCCGCCGAGCCGGCCGGGGCGCACGAAGAGCGCGCGGGACUCGCUUGCAGCGGCGGUCGGGCGGCGGUGGACCCGGGCCGAGACCGGAACCAAGACCCGCGCGGGGCACCCCGUCCGCCUGCCGCGGCUCCUGCUCUCUCGCACAGUCGUACAGUUGCAGGAAACGGGCCGACCGCGGCUGGCGUCGGGGAGGCGGAGGAACCGCGGCGGCCGCCGCUGCAUCCUCGCCGCCUGCCCCUGCCCGGCAGCGUCCCGGAGCCGUCGGGCAUGGAGCCGUGGAAGCAGUGCGCGCUGUGGCUCAUCCACUGCAAGGUGCUGCCCGCCAACCACCGGGUGACCUGGGACUCGGCGCAGGUGUUCGACCUGGCUCAGACCCUCCGCGAUGGAGUCCUGCUCUGCCAGCUGCUCAACAACCUCCGGGCGCACUCCAUCAACCUGAAGGAGAUCAACCUGAGGCCGCAGAUGUCCCAGUUUCUCUGUUUGAAGAACAUAAGGACAUUCCUCACGGCCUGUUGCGAGACGUUUGGAAUGAGAAAGAGUGAACUCUUUGAGGCGUUUGACUUGUUUGAUGUCCGUGACUUUGGAAAGGUUAUAGAAACAUUAUCGCGACUCUCUCGCACACCUGUAGCGCUGGCCACAGGAAUCAGGCCCUUCCCGACAGAAGAAAGCGUUAAUGAUGACGACAUCUACAAAAGCCUGCCUGAUUUAAUAGAUGAAACCCGUGUGGAAGAUGAAGAGGGUCUGUACGACUGUGUUUAUGGGGAAGACGAAGGUGGCGAAGUGUACGAGGACUUGAUGAAGGCGGAGGAGGCGCAUCAGCCUAAAUGUCCAGAAAAUGACAUACGGAGUUGCUGCCUAGCAGAAAUAAAGCAGACAGAGGAAAAAUAUACAGAAACAUUGGAGUCAAUAGAAAAAUAUUUCAUGGCACCAUUAAAAAGAUUUCUGACAGCAGCUGAAUUUGAUUCAGUAUUCAUCAACAUUCCUGAACUUGUAAAAGUUCAUCGGAACCUAAUGCAAGAGAUUCAUGAUUCCAUUGUAAAUAAAAACGACCAGAACUUGUAUCAAGUUUUCAUUAACUACAAGGAAAGGUUGGUUAUUUAUGGGCAGUACUGCAGUGGAGUGGAGUUGGCCAUCUCUAGUUUAGACUACAUUUCUAAGACAAAAGAAGAUGUCAAACUGAAAUUAGAGGAAUGUUCUAAAAGAGCAAAUAAUGGGAAAUUUACUCUUCGAGAUUUGCUUGUGGUUCCUAUGCAGCGUGUUUUAAAGUAUCACCUUCUCCUUCAGGAGCUGGUCAAACAUACCACUGAUCCUAUGGAGAAGGCAAAUUUGAAACUGGCUCUUGAUGCGAUGAAGGACUUGGCACAAUAUGUGAAUGAAGUGAAAAGAGAUAAUGAGACCCUUCGUGAAAUUAAACAAUUUCAGCUAUCUAUAGAAAAUUUGAACCAACCAGUUUUGCUUUUUGGACGACCUCAGGGAGAUGGUGAAAUUCGAAUAACCACUCUAGACAAGCAUACAAAACAAGAAAGGCAUAUCUUCUUAUUUGAUUUGGCAGUGAUUGUAUGUAAAAGGAAAGGUGAUAACUAUGAAAUGAAGGAAAUAAUAGAUCUUCAGCAGUACAAAAUAGCCAACAAUCCUACAACUGAUAAGGAAAAUAAAAAGUGGUCUUAUGGCUUCUACCUCAUCCAUAUCCAAGGACAAAAUGGGUUAGAAUUUUAUUGCAAAACAAAAGAUUUAAAGAAAAAGUGGCUGGAACAGUUUGAAAUGGCUUUGUCCAACAUAAGGCCAGACUAUGCAGACUCCAAUUUCCAUGAGUUCAAGAUGCACACCUUCAACCGGGUUACAUCCUGCAAAGUCUGCCAGAUGCUCCUGAGGGGAACAUUUUAUCAAGGCUAUUUAUGUGUUAAGUGUGGUGCAAGAGCACACAAAGAAUGUUUGGGAAGAGUAGACAAUUGCGGCAGAGUUAAUUCUGCUGAACAAGGGACGCUCAAACCAUCCGAGAAACGGACCAAUGGACUCCGAAGAACCCCCAAGCAGGUGGAUCCAGGUUUACCAAAGAUGCAGGCCAUUAGGAACUAUACUGGAAUGCCAGCCCCUGCUCUUCAUGAAGGACCCCCGUUACACAUCCAGGCAGGAGAUACAGUUGAACUUCUGAGAGGAGAUGCACACAGUCUGUUUUGGCAGGGUAGAAAUUUAACAUCUGGAGAGGUUGGAUUUUUUCCGAGUGAUGCUGUCAAGCCUUGCCCAUGUGUGCCCAAACCAGUAGAUUAUUCUUGCCAACCCUGGUAUGCUGGAGCAAUGGAAAGAUUGCAGGCAGAGACUGAACUUAUUAACAGGGUAAAUAGUACUUACCUUGUGAGGCACAGGACCAAAGAGUCAGGAGAAUAUGCAAUUAGCAUUAAGUACAAUAAUGAAGCAAAGCACAUCAAGAUUUUAACAAGAGAUGGCUUUUUUCACAUUGCAGAAAAUAGAAAGUUUAAAAGCUUAAUGGAACUUGUGGAGUACUACAAGCAUCACUCUCUUAAAGAAGGAUUCAGAACCUUGGAUACAACUCUGCAGUUUCCAUACAAGGAGCCAGAACAUUCAUCUGGACAGAGGGGUAACAGAGCAGGCAACAGCUUGUUAAGUCCAAAGGUGCUGGGCAUCGCCAUCGCUCGGUAUGACUUCUGUGCAAGAGAUAUGCGAGAAUUGUCCUUGUUGAAAGGAGAUGUGGUGAAGAUUUACACGAAGAUGAGUGCGAAUGGCUGGUGGAGAGGAGAAGUAAAUGGCAGGGUGGGCUGGUUUCCAUCCACGUAUGUGGAAGAAGAUGAAUAAAUUCCAAUCCAGCGUUGCGCCCCGCACCAGGAAUUUCAGAGAAGGGAUACACAGAAGCCUGCACAGCAUUAUGAAUUCACUGAAGUGUUUAAAAAGCUGCCUUUCUGGCUAUUCAACAUCCUCCCUCUUUUUCCCCUCCUAAGUCUUAAUGCUGGGGUUUCUAAAGAUGCUGGUACGGACAGAUUAAUGGCUCGCCUAGAGCUGUGCAAGAAACAGCCUGCCCGCCUGUCAUCGUCAGGGACCAGGGCAAAGCCAAAAGCUUUUCUUCCUCCUGCAAACACAUUGGUUCAUGUUUCUUUUUCCUUCGUCCAGUCAGACGCCAUGAAUGCCAGCCAGCCAUUAGUAAAUGCUUAACACAUCGUUACUUUCUUCUCACGUGCCAUUCACCAGAAUUUUUGAUGGUACAUAGAAGCAGAAGUUUAAUUUUGCCUUUCCCAGCAUGAAGAAAAAUGGGAGUUCUGCCACUGGGGCAGCUUAUUGGAAAGAUCCAGCAUUACUUGUCUUAAAUUGCUUCACAAGGUGACUCAUUGCCUGGCAAACACUUUUACCCCCCGAUGUUACUCAUGUUAAAAUAUAAGAGACAAAUGCUCAGGUUUGCUUCAUAAGUGAUAUUAUAUAGGAGGGGGGGUCCAUUAUUCAUUUGGUGUCCUGAUGAGAUUUGCAAACUUUUUCAUAAAAAGAAGACAUACAGAAGAGUACCUAAAAGAGUAUCUUCAUAUUAAAUCUUCACAACCUUCAUGAUUUCAUAGGGUUAUUUUGGAAAUGUAGUACUUCACUUAUGAGAUAAUCUUGGUUGGGUAUGUUUUAGGUAGUCACAAAUAAUCUGAAUUAAGGUGGCAUUGUUUACAGAAACAGACCAAGGGCUAUGAUUUAUAGUAAGUCAUUUUAGAGAAGCAACAUCUAUUAACAUAUGCCUUUUUCUCCCCUGACACCUCCCCCCCAGCCCCCUCUCCCCCCCCCACAGAAAAAAGACCUGCGAUAUAUUGCUGAUUCCCACAUUUUCCUAGAGGAUUUACAGUAGCACAAACAACCUUGUCGAGGAUUUUUGAAGGAAAGCACAGCAAGGUCCUUUAUGCAUUUCAGGGACAGAAGGAGGGUCACUAGGCUUUUCUGGUCUUAUUCACUGGGGAAUCCCAGCUCUCACUGAGGCUCUUCCCAUCUGAGGCCAUUUCUGGGUGUGUAUUAACCAGUGGGAAGAUCAGUCUGCAGUGCACUUAUUUGACCAAGUCUUCACCCUUUAUGUGAGGAGUCUAAGUACAUUUUUCCUGGGAUGUACAGAGUGCCCAGUCAAGACAGUCAAGUUAAGACACUAACUUGGCCCUUUCCUGAUGAAAUAUUUUCUCCAUAGCGGAAGUCAUGUUCUGACAAGACUCGGAGAGUGUUUGCAGAAAACAUUAUAAGCAUUAACUUAAUAGAGCCAAAGUAGGAACAUUUAGUUCUGAAAUUUUGGACCAUCUCUAAAAUGAGGUGGGCGUGGCUGGCCUUCUCCCCAACCCACUUGAGGGCCAGAACUUGAUGUUCAUUGGACACAUCUCCCUUUAGAGACCCUCGUGGGCUAGGACUUCUUAAAUAGAAUAGAUUCAGGACCUUUACCUCAGAAUUAUGUAAACUGUGAUUGUGUUUUAGAAAAGUUAUUAUUUGCAAAAACCAGUUAAGUUUUUGUAUAUGUGUAAAUGAUCAUGAAAUUGAGUUUUAUAAGAUGUUCUGUACAGUAAAGUUAUACCCUCAAGGUGUAUCUUGGAGUGGAUUCUUUCCCAUAAAGUCUUAUGUGCAACACUGUGUCUGGGGAAUGUUUUGUCUGUUACUGUCUGCCAAAUGUUAUGGAGAGGGCAGCUUCAUAAACACUCCUGUGUACAGUAUUGUAACUUGUGCUGUUUCUUUUAUUGUUGUUUUAGCCGAUAGACUCCCUCUCUUUCUUGUUGCAUUUCAUGGACCUGGGGGUUUCCCAGUAGAGGAUAGUAGAGUCCUUUUCAUGACGUUGCCAAUUACAUCUUUGUCUAUGUUUAAUACUUCAUAUUGGAAACUUUAAUGCUGCGAAUUUGUGUAGAUUUCUAAUACCAAAGACAGAAGUAAAUGUUUUUCCAUACUUUGUCUUGCCUGUAUGCAGCCCUGUGUAAUAUGGUGAAUUAGAGUGGUAUUUCACUUUGUAAUAUUUUGUAAAUAUGUCAAUAUAAUAAAUAGUUACUACUUGCAUUA
Molecule: messenger RNA, 5150 nt
Organism: Aethalodelphis obliquidens (Pacific white-sided dolphin)
Lineage: Eukaryota; Metazoa; Chordata; Mammalia; Artiodactyla; Delphinidae
Gene: VAV3
Product: vav guanine nucleotide exchange factor 3
Exons: 27
Coding region: 90-2954 (954 amino acids)
Biological process (GO): intracellular signal transduction; regulation of GTPase activity; cell migration
Cellular component (GO): plasma membrane; cytoplasm
Molecular function (GO): protein binding; guanyl-nucleotide exchange factor activity
Source: RefSeq, a predicted model, not a curated record